UGAAAUGAAUAAAAAUGGGGGCAAAAGAGUCAAGAAUUGGGUUCCUGUCGUACGACGAGGCCAUUAAGAGAGUAACUGAUGUUGAGCUUAAAAGAUUGAGGGAUGCUUUCAGGAGGACUUGUGGUCUGUCGUACUAUAUGAGUCAGCAAUGUUUCUACAAGGAAGUGUUGGGGGACAUGGUCCCGCUCAAUAUCUCAGAGGUGAUAUACAGUUCAUUUGGUGGCACCCCAAAAGGCCUACAUUUUAACAACCUUAUAGUGGGCUUGGUGCUUCUCACAAGAGGACGAGAUGAAGAAAAAGCCAGAUAUAUUUUCAGUCUUUUUGCAAGUGAAUCAGGCAGCUAUGCUACACGUGAGGACAUUGAGACCAUGCUGCAGGCUGUGGAUGGAAAAGUUCACCCUUCACUUAGGAAAUGCUUUACUGAGGCAGAGAAGGUGAAUUAUGAGAAGUUUAAGAGCUGGCUUCUUCAAAACAAGGAUGCUUUUACCUUCUCCCGCUGGCUUCUCUCCAGUGGGGUGUGUGUGACCCUGACUGAUGACAGCGACACACCUACAUUCUACCAGACCCUCGCUGGAGUCACACACUUGGAAGAAUCAGACAUCAUUGAUCUGGAGAAGCGGUACUGGUUACUAAAAGCUCAGUCAAGAACUGGACGAUUUGACUUGGAGACAUUCGUCCCGCUGGUGUCCCCUCCUAUUCAUCCAUCUAUAAGUGAAGGUUUGUUCCAAGCUUUUGAUGAAAACAGAGACAAUCACAUUGAUUUCAAAGAGAUUUCCUGUGGGUUGUCCGCAUGCUGUCGAGGGCCUCUGGCUGAGAGACAGAAAUUUUGCUUUAAAGUGUUUGAUGUUGACCGUGAUGGAGUUCUUUGUCGGGAUGAAAUCCAUGAGAUGGUUGGUGCACUACUUGAGGUUUGGAGGGACAAUCGUACCGACUCCAUUCCUGAACUGGAGUCAACUGUGCCUGAUAUUGUUGAAGACAUUCUUAAAGUACAUGACACUACUAAGAGAGGCCAUUUGUCACUAGAAGACUAUCAAAUCUGGAGUGUUCAGAGUGCUCUUGCAGCAGAAUUCCUCAACCUCUUAUUUCAGGUAUGUCACAUUGUGCUUGGACUCCGGCCUGCCACUCCUGAAGAGGAAGGACAGAUCAUAAGGGGCUGGUUAGAGAGAGAGAGCCGGCAUGGCCUCCAACCUGGAGAUUACUGGUUCCUCAUCUCCAACCAGUGGUGGCAGCAGUGGAAGGACUACGUAAAAUAUGGCAACAAGGUGAUAGUGGUGGAUCAACCAGCGGUAUUUUCUGGAAGCAGAACUCCUACAUCACCAUCUGGUGUCGGACCGGUUGGUCAGGGUGAGGGCAUGGCCAGCUCACACUCUUCUCCUGAGGAGAAAUUCUCAGACAACAUCUCAAGUGCUUCUGAGGCAUCAGAAACCAUAAGUGGAAGUCUCCUCCACUCGAGCUCGACUGCCACAGAUAUCUGCUUCUCCCGACAAACCGAUUCCUCUGAGACAGACAGCCAGAGUUUUCCUGGUGCUGAUGGGAACGUGGCCGCUCUCAGGCCAGGUGCCAUAGACAACCAGCCACUGGUUACCUCUGACCCUCUCAAGGCUCCUACGUUAACAAUGGAAGGGUCGCUGCUGAGGCGCUCCCCGAGCCUAUAUCUGGGCCGGGACUUUGAGGUUGUACCUGAGCCAGUCUGGAGAGCGCUGUUUCACUGGUAUGGAGCAAACCUCAGCCUACCACGCCCGGUAAUCAGGUCCAGGGAAAUUAUGAAACCUGAGUUAGAACUUUUCCCCAGACAUCUGCUCUUCCUGAGGCAGCAGCCUCCUGCCCGCACACCUCAGUCCAACGGCUGGAUGAACAUCGGUAACAUGCCAUCCCCUAAUGCUCCUCUGAAGCGAGUGCUGGCCUAUACAGGCUGCUUUAGCCGAGUUGGCACUAUAAAAGACAUUCAUGACUACUUGUCCCAGAGGCUACGAAUAAAAGAUGAGGACAUGAGGCUGUGGCUGUACAUGAAUGAGAAUUAUCUGACCCUCCUUGAUGAUGAGGACCAUUCAUUGGAAGCUCUGAAGAUCCCUGAUGAGCAGUACAUGGUGAUUGAAGUGCGUAACAAAGACAUGAGCUGGCCUGAAGAGAUGUCAUUCUUGGCCAGCAACAACAGAAUGAAUAGAUAUAAAGUACCAACUGAGAAAGGAGCCACAGGACUGAGUAACCUUGGCAACACAUGCUUCAUGAACUCUAGCAUCCAGUGUGUGAGCAACACUAAACCACUAACUGACUACUUUACCACUGGAUUCCACCUUUACGAACUUAACAGGACUAAUCCUAUUGGAAUGAAGGGACACAUGGCUAAAUGUUACGGUGAUCUUAUUCAAGAACUGUGGAGUGGUGCUCAGAAAAGUAUUGCUCCACUGAAAUUAAGGUGGACUAUAGCAAAGUAUGCUCCACGUUUUGAUGGCUUUCAACAGCAGGAUUCUCAAGAACUGCUGGCCUUCCUCUUGGACGGCCUUCAUGAGGAUCUUAAUCGCGUUCAUGACAAGCCAUACGUGGAGUUAAAGGACAGUGAUGGAAGACCUGACUGGGAAGUUGCAUCUGAGGCCUGGGAGAAUCAUUUGAGAAGAAACCGCUCUAUCGUGGUGGACCUGUUCCAUGGUCAGCUCAGGUCUCAGGUCAAGUGCAAAACCUGUGGACACGUUAGUGCUCGCUUCGACCCAUUUAAUUUUCUUUCACUUCCUCUGCCCAUGGACAACUCCAUGCAUCUUGAGAUCAUAGUUAUAAAGCUCGAUGGCUCCACGCCGGUGCGGUACGGGCUCAGACUUAACGUGGAUGAGAAAUAUUCAGGGCUGAAAUGUCUGUUAAGUGAAUUGUGCCAACUGAAGCCAGAGCAGAUCCUCCUGGUGGAGAUCCAUUUGUCUUGUAUAAAGAAUUUUCCGUUAGAUAAUCAGAAAGUGCGACGGGCUGUAAAUAGUUUCUUGUGCGCAUUCGAAAUCCCACUGCCCACCACACCGUCAACGGACUUCUGUCCAAAGGAGACAGGCACUGAUGGUCUCCCAACUAUAGCAAAUGGAACCAGCCCAUCAGUCUCUUCUGGUACAUCCCUGAGGCUGGACAUAAUUCCUAAGGGCAUGCCAAAUACCAUAGUGCCCUGUAGCACAGAAGCCAGUCCUGCCAAUGGCCUCCUUAAUGGCCACAUCCUGACACCCGUUGCUGGUCCUUUUACGGGCUACAUUAUCGCCAUUCACCGGAAAAUGAUGCGUGCCGAAUUGUACUUCCUCUCAUCUCAGAAAAACCGACCCAGUCUGUUCGGCAUGCCACUAAUUGUUCCCUGCACGGCAGACACACGGGGCCGAGAUUUAUACAACACUGUGUGGACGCAGGUGUCACGACUGGCCAGUCCCCUUCCCCCUCAAGAGUCAAGCAACCAUGCACAGGACUGUGAUGACAGUCUGGGAUACCACUAUCCCUUCACCUUACGAGUUGUACAGGGAGAUGGAAACUCUUGUGCCUGGUGUCCGUGGUACAAGUUCUGCAGAGGCUGUACCAUAGAGUGUAAUGAUGACAGGGCAGCAUUAGGCAAUGUUUGCAUAGCUGUUGACUGGGAUCCUACUGCAUUGCACCUCCGCUAUCAAACAUCCCAAGAGAGGCUGGUGGAGGAGCAUGCGAGCGUGGAGCAGAGUCGGCGUGCUCAGGCUGAACCAAUCAGUCUGGACAGCUGUCUGAGGGCCUUCACCACAGAGGAGGAACUGGGUGAAAAUGAGCUGUACUACUGCUCCAAGUGCAAGACCCACCGCUUAGCCACCAAGAAACUGGACAUCUGGAGGCUCCCACCAAUAUUGAUUGUACAUUUAAAACGGUUCCAGUUUGUCAAUGGUCGCUGGAUUAAGUCUCAGAAAAUAGUACGCUUUCCCAGAGACAACUUUGACCCUAGUGCGUUUUUAACCCCGCGGGAGGUAGACCGCAGCCAGCAGGGAUGGAGAGCUGGUUCAGGAGAGGAACUGUCCGAACAGGAACUCGGGACAAACUCCGGAGCAGGAGAGACACCCUUAACCCCCACAACACUCAAUGUGAAUAAUUUAAAAGACUCCCCUGGCUCUGGAAGGCUGCUGUCGUCCUCCAUCAGCAGAGGCUGCAGUCCCAGCAGCAGCCCUAAAGGCGACGUGUGGAAGCAGCAGGGGCAGAAGCGGACAUUCCAGCUGGACUCCCAUCUACAGCUGUCUCUUAGCAAGGAGAGCCUGGACAGUGGCAGGGAAAGUCCUGUAGAGAUGGAGCCCGGCAGUACUAAACCUGAGAGCCAGAACGAACCCGAAGCCGCCGCCCUGGACUCGGCACUCGGAGAGGAAGCAGCCAGAGACUGUGACAAUGCUACCUCCAUCUCAGAACUGGAGAGCAACGGUUACACCGAGGACAGCAUAGACCUGGAGGCUUCCCAGGACCAAAGAGACAGGAUCUGUCUGGAGCCCAUCUAUGAUCUGUAUGCAAUAUCAUGUCACUCAGGGAUUCUUGGAGGAGGCCAUUAUGUCACAUAUGCCAAAAACCCCAAUGAGAAAUGGUACUGUUACAAUGACAGCAGCUGCAAGGAGGUGAACCCCGAGGAGAUCGACACCGAUUCAGCGUACAUCCUCUUUUACGAGCAGCAGGGAGUGGAUUACUCUCUGUUCAUGCCAAAGACUGAUGGGAAAAAGAUGACCGACACCAGUAGCAUGGAUGAAGAUUUUGAAACAGACUACAAGAAGUACUGUGUCAUUCAGUAACGUCAACAAAAAACAAGCACUCACCCGAUCCGCGCUCUCAGAUUGAGAAGAGUUUCCUUUACUUUAAGUUGAGCUGUGGUACUGUCGAGUUAUUUCAGUCUUUUAGUGUCUGCCAAAUUACGGAAGCGGCUGUACUUCUGGCAGUUUUCGUCAUUCGUUUUUUGAUUUCUUUGUGUUCUUUGUGAUUUUUAUGUACAGAUUAAAUUAGUAAGUGCCGGUCACAUACUGUACGAACCAUAUGUGACAAGGAA
This is a messenger RNA of Trichomycterus rosablanca, 4996 nucleotides long. RefSeq names its product ubiquitin carboxyl-terminal hydrolase 32-like. Gene Ontology annotation, molecular function: calcium ion binding; cysteine-type deubiquitinase activity. The record is from RefSeq and is a predicted model, not a curated record. Gene Ontology annotation, cellular component: Golgi apparatus. Lineage: Eukaryota; Metazoa; Chordata; Actinopteri; Siluriformes; Trichomycteridae. The coding region runs from base 15 to 4745 and encodes 1576 amino acids. Gene Ontology annotation, biological process: protein deubiquitination. The transcript is spliced from 34 exons.